AUGCGACCCUGCCACGCGACGAGAAAACUCAGGCAAUUCUCGCAAUUGGCACCCAUUGGCGAAGACGUGCCGAAGCCGGGACACUGUCCCGCCCGCUUCGCCUUCGGCCCCUGCACCAAGGAAUGCUCCGAGGACGGCGAGUGUCCUGGCGCCAACAAGUGCUGUGACACCGGCUGCGGCUCCGUCUGCUCCACUCCCUUGUUGGCUCCAACGGCUGCGGCCCGCUCGUGCAGGGCGCCUUCCAGCGAGCACAUCUGUCCUAAGGGCACCACAUUCUACAACAAGUGCAACAAGUGCACGUGUGGCGGCGAGGACGAGCCCGUGCGGUGCGAGACCAACAUCUGUACCGAGGAGAAGCCUGGCUUCUGCCCUAACAAGGCGCUGCACUCCAAACUGAGGGGUCGAAGCUGCGGCCCCAAAUGUUACGGCGACGACGACUGCCCAAGAGACUCGAAAUGCUGCGACAUCACCGGAUGCGGACCAAUCUGCGCACCUCCAGCGGAGGACCGGCCGGGCAUCUGCCCAGCGGCAGAGGGCCACGACAGGUGCGGCGACUUCUGCGCCACCGACUCCGACUGCCCGCGGAGCUCCAAGUGCUGCCUCACCGGCUGCGGCAAGAUGUGCAAGGUGGCAGACGAGCCCGGCUUCUGUCCGGCCGUGACGUCCACGCCGAACUGCUUCUACCGGGACAACCAGUGUAUGACGAGCUCGGACUGCGGCGCUGGCCAGAAGUGCUGCGACUCACCCUGUGGCAAGAAGUGCUCCGAGCCAGUCGAUGAAAAGCCUGGCCUGUGCCCCAAUCCAGAGCAGCUGACGUUGGCCGAAGGCAUCUUCUGCAAGAACGAUCAUCAAUGUUCGCAAAACCUGAAGUGCUGUGGAAAUAACAAGGGAGACCAGGGCUGUACCCAACCGACCGAGUACCGCACCACCUGUCGCAAUGUGCGCUGCACGAAGCGCGGAUAUUACUGCGUCGACACGGAUCAUGGUCCAGAGUGCGUCAACAGUGAGUACGCCCGUGGCAUCGCCUUGACCCGCGUGCCGUUUGUGAGCGCACACCAAGGUGGCCACUGUCCUCUCAUCGCGACGGCGCUGCGUCCCUGCAAGACGCCGCGGGUCCUCUGUGAAGGGGACGACGACUGCGAGGGAGGGAACAUCUGCUGUACAGCAGGCUGCGUGAGGAAGUGCGUCAAACCACUGCGCACCGACUGCGCGUCCAUCGGGCACUCCCUCUGCCGCACGGCCGGCUACACCUGCCAGGAUACGCCCAAAGGAGCCGUCUGCGUCGAAGAUGCCGCCUCAUGCGAGCACAAGCACUGUCCAGUCGGCUACAUCUGCCACGACCAGUUUACCAGCGGAGCCCGCUGUGUACGAGAGGUCAAGGCCGGCAGGUGUCCGGCCAUCCAGCCGGGCUCGUACCGGGGUGACUGCAAGGACACGUGCAAGUAUGACUCCGAGUGUCCCAAACAGCAGCGCUGCUGCAACAACGGCUGCGCCAACGCCUGCCUCGAUCCCGACUUCAGGAAGUCGUGCGACGACGUUAACUGUCCGGACGGCUACGCCUGCCUCGAUAAGGACAAGCUGAAGGAUGCCUUCUGUGUCAAUACUACCCAGAAGGACGGUCGGUGCCCGGCGGCGGACUUCUGGAACCCGCGGACCCGCAGCUGCGAGGACCAGUGCGUGUACGACUUCCAGUGCUCCGCGUCUGCGCACCGCCCGACCUGCGUAAAACGCUGCGAGGACCGUGACUGCGAGGAGGGAUACUCCUGCGUCGACGACGGCGUCAGUGACGCGCAGUGCGUUAGCACAGCGCCGCGGCCGGGCCGCUGUCCGGUGGUGGCCCCCAGGGUGCGCUGUCCGGCGGACAGCAGCGACCAGUGCGAGUACGACGAGCAGUGUCCGGAGGGACUCAGGUGCUGCAAUGCCGACGGCUGCGGCAACCGCUGCAUGCCGGCCGACCUGCGCAAGCUCUGCGCCGACCUGACCUGCUCCGAGGGCACCGCGUGCGUCGGCAGCAUCGCCGGCGACGCCCAGUGCUUAUCGACGGCCGAGAAGCCUGGCCUCUGCCCGAGGGUCUCCAGCGACACGCUGCCCCGCGGCGGCUGCAGGAGCUCGUGCCAGUACGACUCGCAGUGCCUUAACGAUUCCAAGUGCUGCUCCAACGGCUGCGCCAGCGUGUGCCGCAGGCCGCGCGCGCCCGACUGCGACACCAUCAAGUGUCGUGUUGGCUUCCGGUGCACCGAAGACCGCGAGGGCAAGCCCUCCUGCACGGCUAUACCCUGCAAGCAGGACGGGGAUAUCAUAGACAUCGAAUGCAACAGCUGCACCUGCAUCAACAAGUUCCUGCUGUGCUCGCAGGAAGAGUGUCCCCCGGUUAAGCCCGGAUUCUGCCCAAAGCUCACCAAAGGAUACAAGGGCAAAUGUGUCGAAGAGUGCACCAGCGACUACAACUGUGAAUCCGACAGCAAGUGCUGUAACACGGGCUGUGGUCAUACCUGUCAGAACUCAGUGCCGGAGGUCGUGCAUCCGUGCCGGACGGUGCGGUUCCGCUGCGGGGAUGAGACCCGGUGCGCGGCAACGCGCGGCCUCUGCCAACCGGGCAAGACGUGCCCUCUCUCGCCACUCUGCGUGAGCCGGACCGCGCCAUUCUGCGAGAGCUGUCCUCCGGGCAAGGUGUGCGUGCUGCAGAAGCAGGCGUGCCCCAGCGGCGGCUGCUACCGACAGCCCAUCUGCGUCCAGCUGUACAGUGACGACACGAUAUUCGAAGAGGAUGAAGAGCUCGAGCUGGCUGUAGUGGCCAAGCAAAACCCCAAGAAGUUCUUCUGAUUUGGCAUCCGCUGAAGCGACGACAUAGCAGAAGACGACGAAGUUUAUUUAUUGAUAGCGAGUGUUUUGGCGGUGUGCGGUGUCAAUGACACGGUUGAAUUAUGCGCUCUCCCGUAGACUGUUGGAUACUGGGCUUUUCGGGUGACUUAGCUUUCUCUGACCUUUGGUCAUCGCACCUGAAUUUACUUUAGUGACGACAGUCCUGCGCCGAAACCUGGUGGUGCUUCAUUUUACGCCUUCAUAGCCGUUUAGAAUCUGGUUCUUUUGCCCAUUGGGCAACGCAGCACUGUUUUCUUUUAUCGGGCAUUGCCAUCGUGGAGACCGAGAGGAAUGCCUGCAAUCGAGGCGGCAAAGUAUUCGCACGAGAGAGUAUGGAAUAAGCUAGCAUAUUAAGGGAAACAUAUUUUAGCUGCUUUGUGAUACGUCAAAAGUCACUAUAGUGAUAUCGUGUGCACUGACUAUUUCUAAUGCCCGCUUGCCGGCGCACUAGAAUGUCAUCCACCGAACAUGUUACCAUUUAAAAAACGUGUUACAAUGCGUGCAUAUAUUUAUCAGUAUCUAGCUCUGGUCACAGCAUAGUGUUUAUAUGUGAAUGUCGCGGCACGGGAGAAUACGCCGAGGAAAAAAGUGAACAAAAGGGAGGCUGUCU
Molecule: messenger RNA, 3472 nt
Organism: Pollicipes pollicipes
Lineage: Eukaryota; Metazoa; Arthropoda; Thecostraca; Pollicipedomorpha; Pollicipedidae
Product: balbiani ring protein 3
Exons: 20
Coding region: 1-2823 (940 amino acids)
Biological process (GO): antibacterial humoral response; innate immune response
Cellular component (GO): extracellular region
Molecular function (GO): serine-type endopeptidase inhibitor activity
Source: RefSeq, a predicted model, not a curated record